This is a messenger RNA of Didymella exigua CBS 183.55, 2574 nucleotides long. Its product is annotated as vacuolar ATP synthase 98 kDa subunit. NCBI's taxonomy places the organism in Eukaryota, Fungi, Ascomycota, Dothideomycetes, Pleosporales, Didymellaceae. Gene Ontology annotation, biological process: vacuolar acidification; proton transmembrane transport. The transcript has 3 exons. The coding region runs from base 1 to 2574 and encodes 857 amino acids. Gene Ontology annotation, molecular function: proton-transporting ATPase activity, rotational mechanism; ATPase binding. The record is from RefSeq and is a predicted model, not a curated record. Gene Ontology annotation, cellular component: vacuolar proton-transporting V-type ATPase, V0 domain; vacuolar proton-transporting V-type ATPase complex; fungal-type vacuole membrane.
AUGGCACCUCAAAAGGACACCAUGUUUCGCUCGGCGGACAUGUCCUUGACCCAGCUCUACAUUGCGAACGAGAUUGGCCGCGAGGUCGUCUCUGCGCUUGGAGAGCUCGGCGUCAUGGACUUCAGAGAUCUCAACGCCGAGACGACGGCCUUUCAGCGCACCUUCACCCAGGAGAUCCGCCGCCUCGACAACGUGGAGCGUCAGCUGCGCUACUUCCACGCCCAGAUGGACAAGGCGAGCAUCUCGGUGCGCUCCAUCUACGACUUCAACAACCCCUUCACCUCGCCCUCGGCCUCGGAGAUCGACGAGCUGGCCGACAAGAGCCAGAGCCUGGAACAGCGCAUUGCCUCGCUCAACGAGAGCUACGAGACGCUGAAGAAACGCGAGGUGGAGCUAACAGAGUGGCGCUGGGUGCUCAGAGAGGCCGGCGGUUUCUUCGACCGUGCCCGCGGCCAGACCGAGGAGAUCAGGCAAUCUUUGGACGAUGACGACGAUGCGCCUCUCCUCCGCGACGUCGAGCAGAACGCCUCCGGCGACGCCUCUGCCGAGCGCUCGCUCACCGUCAUGAACAUCGGCUUCGUCGCUGGUGUCAUUCCCCGCGAGCGUAUUGCGGCCUUCGAGAGGAUCCUGUGGCGUACCCUCCGCGGCAACCUGUACAUGAACCAGACCGAGAUCCCCGAGCCCAUCAUCAACCCCGAGAACAACGAGGAGACGAGCAAGAACGUCUUCAUCAUCUUCGCCCACGGCAAGGAGAUUAUUGCCAAGAUCCGCAAGAUCUCUGAGUCGCUCGGUGCCGACCUGUACAGCGUCGACGAGAACAGCGAGUUGCGCCGUGACCAGAUCCGGGAGGUCAACACUCGUCUGAGCGACCUUGCCAGUGUUCUACGUAACACUAAGUCGACCCUGGACGCCGAGCUGACUGCUAUCAGCCGCAACCUGGCUGCUUGGAUGGUCGUCAUCAAGAAGGAGAAGGCUACCUACGAGACGCUAAACAGGUUUUCGUACGACCACCAGCGCAAGACGCUUAUUGCUGAGGCUUGGGCGCCCACCAGUGCUCUUGGACUCAUCAAGUCCACCCUCUCCGACGUCAACGAGCGCGCCGGCUUGUCUGUGCCAACCAUCGUCAACCAGGUCAAGACAACCAAGACCCCGCCGACCUACUUCAAGGUGAACCGGUUCACCAACGGUUUCCAGACCAUCAUCGACGCCUACGGAACCAUCAAGUACCGCGAAGUCAACCCUGCGCUGCCCGCCAUUGUCACCUUCCCCUUCAUGUUCGCCGUCAUGUUCGGUGAUGCUGGUCACGGCGUCAUCCUUCUGCUCGCUGCCCUGGCGAUGAUCUACUACGAGCGCAGACUUGAGCGCAGCAAGCUUGACGAACUGUUCUCCAUGAUGUUCUACGGUCGUUACAUCGUCUUCAUGAUGGGUCUCUUCUCCAUCUACACCGGUCUGAUCUACUGCGACGCCUUCUCUCUUGGGCUACCCUGGUUCAAGUCUAUGUGGGUAUGGGACAACGACGGCAAGGGUCCUACCGCCAGCCGUGUUGAAGGUCACACCUACCCCUUCGGUCUGGAUUACCGCUGGCACGACACGGAGAACGAUCUGCUCUUCUCCAACAGUUACAAGAUGAAACUCAGUAUCUUGCUCGGUUGGUGCCACAUGACCUUCUCACUCAUGUGGUCGCUCGUCAACGCACGCUACUUCAAGACACCCAUCGACAUCUGGGGAAACUUCGUUCCAGGUAUGAUCUUCUUCCAGUCCAUCUUCGGCUACCUGUCGUUCUCCAUUGUCUACAAGUGGUGCGUCGACUGGGCUGCCAAGGGUCAGGACCCCCCAUCUCUGCUGAACAUGUUGAUCUACAUGUUCUUGCAGCCCGGUACCCUAGAGGACCCCGAUAAGCCGUUGUACCCUGGUCAGGCAACCGUGCAGGUUAUCCUGCUGCUUAUGGCUCUCGUCUGUGUUCCUAUCCUCCUGUUCUUGAAGCCUUUCUAUCUCCGCUGGGAGCACAACAGGGCUCAGGCUCUCGGAUACCGCAGCAUCGGCGAGACUGCCCGUGUCAGUGCUCUGGAUGACGAUGACGACACUCCCGCCAACGGCACCGCCAACGGCGGACGUGAGAGCUUUGGAGACGACGACGAUGGCAUUGCAAUGAUCACGCAGGACAUCGGCCACGGUGAGGAGCACGAGGAGUUUGACUUUGGUGAGAUCAUGAUCCACCAGGUCAUCCACACUAUCGAAUUCUGUCUCAACUGCGUCUCCCACACGGCCUCGUACCUCCGUCUCUGGGCCCUGUCUCUCGCGCAUCAGCGUCUCUCGAUCGUGCUGUGGGAGAUGACGAUGAAGAACGCCUUCACAUACACGGGCAUUCUUGGCUCGGUCCUGAUGGUCUUCAUCUUUGGAUUCUGGUUCGCGCUCACGGUCAUGGUUCUGUGUGUGAUGGAGGGCACAAGUGCCAUGCUGCACUCGCUGCGUCUGCACUGGGUCGAGGCCAUGAGCAAGCAUUUCAUUGGUGAUGGUGUGCCGUUUGAGCCAUUUAGCUUCAAGGCGCUGCUUGAGGAGGAUCCCGUUGAGUAG